Messenger RNA from Anopheles moucheti, 6550 nucleotides. It is a transcript of the gene Dscam3, whose product is annotated as cell adhesion molecule Dscam2. Gene Ontology annotation, cellular component: axon; plasma membrane. Gene Ontology annotation, molecular function: cell-cell adhesion mediator activity. Gene Ontology annotation, biological process: homophilic cell-cell adhesion; dendrite self-avoidance; axon guidance. Bases 232 to 6201 code for a protein of 1989 amino acids. The transcript is spliced from 25 exons. The record is from RefSeq and is a predicted model, not a curated record. NCBI's taxonomy places the organism in Eukaryota, Metazoa, Arthropoda, Insecta, Diptera, Culicidae.
UUUUGCUCAUUCUCGUUAGGGCAGUUAACAAUCAGCACUUCAAUCGGGGCAGUGCAUGCGGAAACGGAAAUGAAGUGAAUCGUUUGCCGCGGUCUAGCGUAUCAGUGUGCGGAAAUGCGAACAACGGACGGAUGCAAAUGGGCGAUUAUGUAGACAGAUAGACGAACUUGGUAGUUAUCGCGCGGUGUUUUAUUAUGAAUCUAUACAUUAAUUAAGUAUCGCCUAGGAAUUAUGGAAGUGGCAAGAGCAACACUAUCACGAUUGCCCGGGUUCGUGCACUGCCUAGCAAUGGCGAUACUCAUCGAGCAGGCGGGGUAUGCGCUGUCGUCGGAAAAUCUUCAGAUGCCCAACUUUCUGCACGAGCUUCCGUCGAGCGUGCUGUUCAGCAACGACACCGGCAACGCGCAGCUCGUCUGCCAGGCCUACGGCGGUCCGCAAAUGAUCAUCCAGUGGAUACUGAAGGACGGCAGCCUGGUGAGCAGCGUGCCGGGACUGAGGCAAGCGCUACCGAACGGGACACUCUACUUUCCACCGUUCGCUGGCCAUCUCUUUCGGACGGACGUGCACGAUACGACCUAUCGGUGCCGAAUCAGCUACUCCUACUACGUACUGCUGAGCCACGAUAUCCGGGUACGGGCAGUGGUACGGCAACCGUACGAGGUGAAGGUGGAGAACGCCGAUGUGACGCUCGCAAACACGGCCUUCCUGAAAUGUUUCGUCUCGUCGCACGUGCGGGAAUUCGUCCAUGUGUCGUCAUGGUUCAGCGAGAAGGAAAUGCUGCUACCGGGCCGUUCCGACAUUGGCACACGGUACGUUGUCACAACGCCCGGCGGAGAGCUGUGCGUACGGAACGUCAACGAGGAAGACAGAUUGAGGCGGUUCUCAUGCGUAACGGUCGACACGCUGACGGGCGAGCGCAAAACAAGCGACGCCAUCCUGCUUACACUGAAAGAUAGCGCACCGAACAUGGCACCAUCCACCAGCCAAAAGUCAGUCAGUGAGCUCACCGUCGGCAAGGGAAGCAGCGUGCAGUUACCGUGCAAUGUCCAGGGAAAUCCCGUUCCCAGCUUCUCUUGGUUUCGCAUCUCGGACACCGGAUCGUUAUAUACCGUGCCGUCCUCGCAGCGGAUCGUGCCAUCGCAGUCGCUGCUAUUCAUCCGUAACGUCGACGAACGGGACGCCGGAAGAUGGAUAUGCAAAGCGUUCAAUCAGUUCGGCGAACAGAAGCUGGAAAUCCAUCUCACGAUCAGCAACGAGCUCGUGGCACACAUCCAUCCACAGAUACAGAUUAUCAACUCGGGCAAUUCGGCACUGCUCAACUGCUCCAUCUUCGGCAGCGAGGUGAACAAAAUUGAAUGGUUUCACAACGGACAGGAGCUGUUUGCUAAUGGUCGAACCGAACGCAGCAUGAGCCUGCUGUCGGCGAGCACACUAAAAAUUGAUAGGGUAAGCAAGAAGGAUCAAGGAAUUUAUCAAUGCAUUGUGUCGAAUGCACGCAGCAGCGCUCAGGGCAGCUCGGAAUUGAAGCUCGGAGAAAGCCCGCCGGAGAUAAGCUACGGGUUCGUGGAGCAGAAUGUGCGCGCCGCUGCGUACAUCUCAUUGAAAUGUUCGGCCGCCGGUUCGCCGCCACCGCAGUUUGUCUGGCUGCUCGACUACCAGCCCAUCCUGGACGUUUCAUCGCUGCACCGUUACACGAUGGAUCAAUUCCUCGACAUCAACAGUCACGUAACGACACACCUCAACAUCAGCCAUGUGCACAGCGAUGACGGUGGCCUGUACACCUGCGUCGCAUCCAACAGCAUGGGUACGGCAUCGCACAAGGCCCGCCUCAACGUGUACGGCCCACCGUAUGUACGUGCCAUCGGACCCAUCACGGCUGUUGCUGGCGAGCCGAUCGAGAUGCAUUGCCCCUUCUCGGGCCACCCCAUCCAGUCCGUGCGUUGGAUACGGGGCGGAAAUGAACUGGUUUCCGGGCCCCGGCACAGUGUGGCGGACGUUAAGCAUGGCGGAUAUUUGAAAAUUUAUACCGUCGACCCGGCCCAGGACCGGGGACCGUACACGUGCAUCGUGACCGGUCCGACCGGCGAUGAAGGGCGCAGGGAGCUACAAUUAGUGGUACACAGUCCACCCGUCAUCGAGCCGUUUGCGUUUCCGAAAAUCAUGAAAGUUGGUGGCCGGGCACAGCUGACCUGCUCGGUGUCGGCCGGCGAUAUGCCGAUCUAUUUCAGCUGGAAAAAAGACGGCUCCCCGAUAGCGCAGGAUUUGCAUGUCAGCGAGAAGAAGGAAGAGUUCUUCUCGCUGCUGGUGCUGAAGGACAUUACGGCGCGGCACAGCGGACGGUACAGCUGCUUCGCCACCAACACCGCCGCCCAGACCAACUACACGGCCGAGCUGCUGGUGCAGGUGCCACCGUCCUGGACGCAGGAACCGCACGACAUUGCCGUGGUGCUCGGGUAUCCGAUCGCGCUGCCAUGCGAGGCGGAUGGGUUCCCGCUGCCGAAGAUAACGUGGUUCCGGGGUAAGGGCAAGCUGUCCACCGACUUCCAUUCCAUACCGUCGAAGAACAACUCGCUGAGCAUCAAUUAUGCCACGUCGCCGGAUGCCGGCUACUAUAUGUGCGAGGCGGCGAACGGGAUUGGCAGCAGUCUGAAGAAAAUCAUCCACAUCGACGUGAACGAGGCGGUCCAUUUCGAUGCGCCGGUAAAGAACGUGUCCGCCCGCCGGAACGAUGCCGUUAUGCUGGAGUGUCUGGCGCUCGGCGAUGAACCAAUCAACAUCAUCUGGACGCACAAGAACCAGCGGAUCGAUUUCAACAACUAUCGGUAUAACAUUAUCGAAAUGAAGGAGAGUGUUGGCGUGCGAUCGCAAUUAUCGAUUAGCCUGACGGAGCGUUACGAUUCCGGCAAGUACGUCUGCACGGCGGAGAACCUUUACGGGACGAGCGAGCAUGUGAUAUAUUUGGCGGUGCAGGAGCGCCCGGAUGCACCGUCCGACCUGGAGGUGAUGGAGGUGUCGAGCCGUCAGAUACGGCUUUCGUGGAAACGGCCGUACGAUGGCAUGUCGCCGGUGUUGAGCUACCUCGUCCAGUACCAGCCGGUGCGGUUGGGGAAGGACCCGGUACAGGACACGCAUCGGGCCGGCACGGAUAGCACGAUGGCGAUGUGGGACAGUCCGCUGACGGUAAACGUCACCUUCUCGAAGGUGAACAUGAUCAAAAGUAGCAUCGACGGUGGCGUGAGGGAUGAAACGAGCAUCGGGGGUCUGUUCCCGGCCACACAGUACCUGCUACGCAUGUUGGCCAUUAAUGAGAUUGAGUGUUCAUCGUUUACGAGUCCGCUGGUGGUGCGUACGCAGGAAGAGGCACCGAGCGAAGCGCCCGGUGGGCUGAAAGUCAAAACCGGCGCCAUGGGCGAACUCGUGCUCACCUGGCAGAUACCGGGCCGGGCGUCCUGGAACGGGGAGCUGCUCGGGUACACGGUCAGCUGCGUGGAGGAGAAAACCAACAUCAACUUCAUCGCCAGCCCGAGCAACAUCUCCAACACGACGCUGACGGUGCACGGAUGGGCGACGACGAAGACAAGCAUCGCGAACCUGAAGAAGUUCACCCGGUACGCGUUGCGCAUCCGCACGUACAACAGCAUCGCACCCGGACCGUGGAGCACGGUCGUGUACGGCACCACGUCGGAGGAUGCACCGGAGGCGGAACCGCAGAACGUCUCCUGUUCCAGCCUGUCGUCGCAAAGCAUCAAGGUGCUGUGGCAGGAACCACCGCCCCAGUUCCAUAACGGUGUGCUGCAGGGCUACAAAAUCCUCUACCGGCCGCUCACGAAGAACAACGAGUUCGUAUAUCCGUUCGAAAUCAAGCGCACAUCCAACCUGGAAACGUAUCUUCACGCGCUGAUGAAGGCGACCAACUACUCCAUCCAGGUGCUAAGCUUCACCCUGUCGGGCGACGGUGUGGCCAGCGUACCGGUGUACUGUGCGACCGAGGAGGACGUUCCCGAAGCACCCGCUGGCAUCAAAGCGCUUACCUUGACGGCAGAUUCGAUUCUGGUAUCGUGGUUACCGCCCGCUCAUCCGAAUGGCAUCAUCACGCAUUACACGGUGUACGGCAAGGACCACGGCAAGAAAGGCUCUCCAAAACAUAACAUCGUGCGCGUGGACGAAACGGGACGACCGUCCAUGUUUGAGGUGCGUGGGCUGAGCGAGAACAACAAGUACGACUUCUGGGUGACGGCCUCGACGGUGAAGGGAGAGGGCGACCCGACGAUGGUGGUAUCGCAAACGACCAAUACACGGGCGCCGGCCAAAAUUGCGUCCUUCUCGCGACUGCUCAAGGUGCCGGUCGGGGUGAGCCUCGUGCUGGAAUGUGUCGCCGUCGGUAACCCGACGCCCCGCACUCGCUGGCUGACGAAGGACCAGGCCGUCACCUUCAGCCAGUAUUACGUCAUAUCGCAAGGGUUUCUCAAGAUACAUAGCGUCGAGCCGCCGAUAGCGGGUAACUUCACCUGCUCCGCCAAGAAUCUGUUCGGCGAGGACGAGAUACACUACAUGCUGAUAGCGCUGCAGACACCGAACGUGACGCAGCUCUCGAUCCAGUACACGUCGUUCGACAGUUUGCGCGUUACGUGGGAGGUUGCCAGCGAUGGGGGUGCACCGAUCCAGGGGUACAAUCUGUACUAUCGCACGACUAGCGGGACGUGGUCGAACGUGGCGAUACCGAGCGACCAGAUGGCGUACACGCUGAACGGUCUCAAGUGCGGCACUCAGUACAUUCUGAAGAUCAACGCACACAAUAAGGUGGGCGUUGGAAUGUUUACUGAGGAGUUGGCCGUGCGCACCAAGGGAAAAGCUCCACACAUCCCGGAAGAGCGUGAACUGUUCAACACCAACUCGAGCUGCCUGAACCUGUUCCUCACAUCCUGGCUGAACGGGGGUUGCCCAAUAUCGCACUUUUCCAUCGAAUAUCGUCGCCUGCACACCCCAUUCUGGACGAUAGUGUCGUCGGAUCUUUCCGGCAGCGAUCAGCACACGAACGGCAGCAUCUCGUUCUGUGACUUUGUCCCAGCCACCUGGUACGAGCUGAAAAUCACCUCCAACAACGAUGCGGGCAAAACGAUGGCCCAGUACAACUUUGCCACGCUGACGCUGCUGGGUGAAAAGAUUCCACCGCCGGAGUAUAAAGCGAUCCCGGAGGAGAACAACGAUACGGAUCUGCUGCAGCAGGACGAGUUCCAAUGGUUACAGUCGACGGUGAUGGUUGUCACCAUCAUUGUGGUCGUUUUAAGUCUGGUCGUUGGGGCAAAGUAUCGGGGCGUGCUGUGCUUCACCAACAACUCCGAUCGGUACAGCACGCAAACACUGUCCGCCGAUCUGAGCAUGAAGGAGCAGUCGGAAAAUAUACGCAACCAGCAGGUGUACAGUGCAUCACCGGUGAAGGUGAUCAACAAGGAGGAGAGCGCGGAGAUGUACGAAAUUUCACCGUACGCCACGUUUAACGCGAGCACCGGCCGGUUGUGCAAGGAGCCCCGAAGCUUAAACCCGUCGAACAUAGACUAUUCGCUGCAGUUUCGCACCUUCGGACACCCGGAGUGUGAUUUGAAUGCCACUGCCUAUCCGCUACUGGAGAAUACCGGACACAUGCCAGGACAUAUCAAGGGCAAAUCGAGCUGGCACAAGCAACAGUUUUACAACACGGAGGAGACCCCAAUCAAUAUGCCAAGUUCAACGAAAUCAAUCGCUUCCAAAUGGGACGACGGUGCAUUGCGACGCAUGGGUCAACGUAAUUUCGGUCCCAGCAACUACUCCGAGUCGGACAGUAGCAGCCCUAUCAACGAAUUCUCGAACGCACCCACCUUUAGGAUACCAUCGAAAACACCCUGUUCAAAUAUACUGCAUCAUGAAUCUAGUACGGAAUCCAUCAAAGAACUGUCGCCGGUGAGGGAUCAUCGUGCCAAUACGCCCCGCCACGUGCAGGCUACGUCGAAAGGCCAUUUUGGGCAUCAGCUACGGACAAAGGACAAUCAUUGCCUCGAUAUGCAACCAUCUUCAAGUACGCACAGAUACCACAAUAAAACCUACGUGACAGCGGCCGAGUUUAGCGAAACGGAAAGUGAUCGCGAGCGGGCACUAGAUCUCGAGGUACAGCGUGCCAUGGAAAAGGCUAUACGGCAGGACGAGUGCAAGUCGUCGAUGAGAUAGAACGAAACCGAGUACAUUUCCAGCCAACCGACACACACACUCUCUCUAUCUCUAUCUCUCUCUCUCUCUCUAUCUAUCUUUCUCUGGUCUAUGAUGAUUGAAGAAAUGUCCUUUCGAUCCUCGUAUCCCGUUCCGUAUCCGAUCCAAUUCGGUAGUGGAUAGUAUCAAUACCGAUCCCUUUAUCCCUCCAUUCCACGGCCAGACUCAUCAACCCAUCGUCAGCAGUGUAGUUGACCCGUAGUGUAGAGCAAACUAUUGUCGUUAUUGUAGCACAAUACCCCCGCAUCAUGAGAUUUUUAUAUCUUCAUUAUAGUUGAAUAAACGGUUUUUGUUUUACAUUGAAUGUAAA